GCAAGAUCUUGAGUCAAUCGUUCAUACACGUUAGAAAACAACCAGCAAUUGCCAGUCGGAAGGGGAAAAGAGGCAGCCGCGUGCAAGCAGCAGUCAUAUAGGCAGGCAAGGGACUAGCGCAAAGGUGGAGGGAAGAGGCGAGAAAGUGGUUGGGAGUGGGAGGGAAGAGAGGAGAAAGUGGUUGGGUGUGGGAGGGAAGAGAGGAGAAAGUGGUUGGGCGUGGGAGGGAAGAGGGAAGAAAGUGGUUGGGGGUGGGAGGGAGAGCGGAGUGCAGUUGAAAAUAGACCUUUAGCGAAAAAGGGCAGAGAGGGUUUGCCACAGAGUGUGGAUUUUUUUUUUUUUGUUCUUCCCUCUUUUUGUUUUUUUGUGAUUGGAAGUGGGAAGUGAUGUUUUGUUGUUUUAAGGUAUAUAUCUCACUGGCGAGUCAGACUGUCAUUUUGUUGGUCACAGAACUCGCUUGUUGCGUGGUGAGUGGUGAGUGGGAGGAGAGGAGUCCGAAGGAGGGAGAGAAGAGUUGGCAGUGGCUGUUUUGGGACCGGUUUUGGGGCAAAAGAGGCUUGGCCAUCAGGGAGCAGCAGCUCCAAAUAACUGGGAAGAAUGUGGUUGAAUCAAGCUUGAAUGAAUGGCUAGAUUCAGAUCUAUAUGUCGACAUAUGAUGUGCCCAGUGUAAGGUUGAGCGGCCAGCACAGCAGAAAGGACAGUGGAGGGGAGCUACGACGGAGGCAAUGAUAGAGAGAGAGAGAGAGANAGAGAGAGAGAGAGAGAGAGAGAGAGAGAGAGAGAGAGAGAGAGAGAGAGAGAGAGAGUCCCUUUUCAGUCGGGGAUGGAGGGAGGGAAAGAACUCAUCACCAGAUGAUGGCUACCGUCUUCACCCGAAUAGAACUCCCGGUCAUUAUAGCUGUAUUUGGCACAACUUUCAGCCCAGAUAUGGCAAUAAUCACCGGGCGUUCUAUUCGGGUGAAGACGGUAGUAGUCGUCGUUCCUGUUUUGGAAAUUUCAUCUUGUGAUCUAUGAACCCUACUUUUCCCGUGUAUAGGUUGUAUCGUCAGAUGGUGGUAUGUGCUGCCAUUUUCGGCAUUGGUAUACGUGCGCAGUAGCAGGCAUUGCUCAAAGGACGGCGAUAGUUGGGAAGGACAGAAAGGAUUCUGAGAGCAGGCAAGCUUUAGCACUCGCCAUGUACCUUGUUGGCGACCAGAUAUGCAGUCAAGGAGUGUAAGUCCUUUGUGUAUUCGCAGAUGACAGGGUACAAAUGUAGGCGCUUAGAAGAGUCGGCGAUUUAGGAUGAGGAGGAGGAGGAGGAGGAGGAGGAGGGGGGUGCAUGUGCAGGUGACCUGGUGACAGUGGUGAGGAGAUAUAGGAGGAGGAUUGUUUUGAGUAUGUGGACAGUCCAACCCGUGCCCUUUCGUCUGGCAGGCCGAUUAGCUGUGGAGGGGAGUCGCGUGCAGGGAGGGGAGGAGGGGGGGAGGAGAGGGGGGGGGAGUGGGAGAAGAGUUGGAUCAGAUUUGAAGCCUGUUCUGUGUUUUUGCUUGCUUGACAACAGGCUGGGAUAUUAUGACUCUUAUGAGUUUGAUGCCUUAUCGAUUGGGGUGCUGCCUAGCGCAGUGGGUACACCCAUGAGCUGUUGAAAUUUUAGACCUGAGUUCGAAUCCAGAUCGGAGUGGAUGAACGAGUUCUGAAAUGCAUGGCGCCGGUCAGUUCCUCGUUGAUAUCGCAAGGCCGGUGCUCUUUUAAAGGAUUUGGGCGCUGGCAUUUCAACUGGGAAGUGGUGGUUGGAGACAGUGGUGGCUUAACUGUGCUUGGGGCUGGUCUUCAGCAAACGAGCUUUUGGGCAUGAGGUUUUUGGGACCCUUUUUGGGAGCGGUUUCAGGUUGUACUGGUACUGGGACUGGGUUUGGGUGCUGGAGUUUGGACUUGGAAGUUUUCUUGGAGGAAGUUUUCUUGGAAGAUUCUUGGGGAGAAAGUAGUGGUGGUCUAUCUCAGAGGAGGUUUGGGCUUUGGACCGGUCUAGUUCAGAUGAGGUUUUGGGACGGGUUGUGGGACCAGUUUUAGGACCGUCUUUGAAAGGGACUGCUUUUGGGACUCUAGGUGUUUGGGACCUUUGGGACGGGUUGUGGGACCAGUUUUAGGACCGUCUUUGAAAGGGACUGGUUUUGGGACUAGGUGUUUGGGACCUUUGGGAUGGGUUGUGGGACCAGUUUUAGGACCGUCUUUGAAAGGGACUGGUUUUGGGACUCUAGGUGUUUGGGACCUUUGGGAUGGAUGCACUGGAGUUUCAAACUGUGAAGAUGCUUGGAGAAGGUGGCGGCCUAGCUGGGUGUCUAUGAUGGACUCUGAGAUGGUGGAUUCGUCAGUGGAAAUUUGUGAUGCUACACGUAGUGCUGCCAUUUGCGCCCGUUGGAUUGGUGGACUCUGAGAUGAUAGAUUCGUCGGCAGAAAUUUGUGAUGCUACACGUAGUGCUGCCGUUUGGGGCCGUUGGAUUGGGGCCAUGGGAGCGAGCGACCAGAUCUGGCCGUCUAGACCAUGGAGCCAGACGGGCGGCAGGGUCUCCGAUGGUCGGACGAUGAUUAUCUUGUGUAUGAGCUCAUGCUGAAGUGGUGAAGCGAGUGCUAAUGAAGCCAGUGCUAAAAGUGUUAGUCGAAGAUUUACGAUUAUAGGUAGUGUCUCUCGGAGUCCGCUGCAUGGAAAUUCUUGAUCGGGAAAGUUUGCAGCUGGCUGAGAGAUUCUGAAACACCGUUCGAGGGGAGAUGCGGAUGGUCGUCUCCCAAGUAGGAUAUUAAUGGCCUUGGAAGGAAGACACAGAGAGAGAGAGAGAGAGGGAGAGAGAGAGAGAGUAUAAAUAGCGCUGAUCUGCAAGGAUUCGGUUAUGAAGUCCUGAAGAUCAGCUAGCUGUUUCUAGAACUUUCUACUCCAAAAGUCUCCAGCUCAUAGCUAUUCUUUUGAGUCUUGAUAGUUUUCUACUUUUGUUUUCCUAAAAAGGAAUCUGCUUUUGAUUUUUUAUCAAAGUGUAUCUUUUGAAAUAUCAAUUCUUUUAGGAGAUGGAUGUGAUCUUCUUUCGGUUGACGAAGAAGAGAAUUCUCAUCAAGAGCAGCACUGAGAUAUGCUGUUUGUUAGCAAAGCAAAAAUGCCUGCUGUGUUAAAUACGACGCGGAAGAGUCUUGUGAGAGAUCUGGAGGUAUUUCCACCUGAAGAAAUGCAUGAAGAGCGCGUCGUGAGUUCAAGCAGCACUCCCUGGAGCAGCGACACCACAUCAUCAUGAAAUGGAAAAGCCGAGACUCGAGACUGGACGGCAGCUCCUCUUCGUGUGGGCACGAAAUGUGUGCUUUGUGCUUGCAUGUUUGCAUCUGUAUGUCUAGUUGGGAGUGUGGUUGCAAUAGUGUGUGUGCGCGUGCGCGCGCACUUGUGUG
Chara braunii is the source of this 3405-nucleotide messenger RNA. The record is from the annotation of a GenBank genome assembly. Lineage: Eukaryota; Viridiplantae; Streptophyta; Charophyceae; Charales; Characeae.